AAAGUUUAAACUCCAGUCAGAUUUCAGUGACUGGCUUCUUUUUCCGCCCUUGUCUCAAGUUUUCUGUCUUGACGCAACGCACAGAUGAAAGAACUGAAAGGCGAACGGUUUGGAUUUUUUGUUCAGAAUCCGUCUACCAGAGAAGGAACGCCAAGCCUGAGCGAGAUAAGUGAUGACUUCAACUUUUUGUGUUCAGGUAAAGAGGCUGGAUUCAGCGCCCGCCCGGCUUAAUCCUGGUAAAUCAUACCCUGGGGGAUCUGGAACGCGGGGCCAGGAGGUGGAGAGUGCAGAAUCCACUAGUGGAGGAGUGCACAGCCUGGACCGGCGCGGUCGCCAGAGCAGCCAGCCCCAACCCUUGCUGAUCCACCCCACCCCACCCCACCCCGCCCCCCAAUCCCGGGAUAAACCGAGGAAGUUCAACAAAGGGUGGAGGCCGGGCUAAACAGGAGGCCGCCUUCAGGGCGAGCUGGGGUCGGGGGUGGGGUUUGCCGCUAGUUUCUCUAUAAAAGCCCCGGGAGAAAGCUUGCCCCCAGCUGUAGCGCGCGCCUCCCCGCAUUUUCCCCGGCUUCUUGGCGGGAGGGCCCUCGGCGAUCGGCGCGGAGAGGGGCCAUCGCUGAGAGCCCAGUCCCAGCCUGGCCACCACGGAGCCCAGCUGCCAAUUCCUGCUGCCACCCACCACCCCCCUCUCAGCACAGGACAAGGAUGGAGCUCCAUUUUGGCUCCUGCCUCUCCGGCUGUUUGGCUCUGCUUGUCUUGCUGCCUUCCCUGAGCCUAGCACAGUACGAGGGCUGGCCCUACCAGCUCCAGUACCCUGAGUACUUCCAGCAGCCCGCUCCUGAGCACCAUCAGCGGCAGGUGCCCUCCGAUGUGGUCAAGAUCCAGGUCCGCCUGGCGGGCCAGAAGAGGAAGCACAAUGAGGGCCGCGUGGAGGUCUACUACGAAGGCCAGUGGGGCACGGUGUGCGACGAUGACUUCUCGAUCCAUGCCGCCCAUGUGGUCUGCCGGCAAGUGGGCUAUGUAGAGGCCAAGUCCUGGGCUGCCAGCUCCUCCUACGGUCCAGGCGAAGGCCCCAUCUGGUUGGACAAUAUCUACUGUACUGGCAAAGAGUCGACCCUGGCAUCUUGCUCCUCCAAUGGCUGGGGUGUCACUGACUGCAAGCACACUGAAGACGUUGGAGUGGUGUGUAGUGAGAAAAGAAUUCCUGGCUUCAAAUUUGACAAUUCGUUGAUCAACCAAAUAGAGAGCCUAAAUAUACAGGUGGAAGACAUCCGGAUUCGGCCCAUCCUUUCUGCCUUUCGCCAUCGCAAGCCUGUGACAGAGGGCUACGUGGAGGUGAAGGAGGGCAAGGCUUGGAAGCAGAUCUGCAACAAACACUGGACAGCCAAGAAUUCCCACGUGGUCUGUGGCAUGUUCGGCUUCCCUGCAGAGAAGACCUACAACCCCAAAGCCUAUAAAACCUUUGCCUCGCGGAGGAAGCUGCGUUACUGGAAGUUUUCUAUGAACUGCACGGGCACUGAAGCGCAUAUCUCCAGCUGCAAGCUGGGCCCUUCCGUGACCCGGGACCCUGUGAAGAACGCCACCUGUGAGAACGGGCAGCCAGCUGUGGUCAGUUGUGUGCCUAGCCAGAUCUUCAGCCCCGAUGGACCCUCAAGGUUCCGGAAAGCCUACAAGCCAGAGCAGGACCGUGUGUCUCCCCAGCAACCCUUGGUGCGCCUGAGAGGUGGAGCCCAGGUCGGGGAGGGCCGAGUGGAGGUGCUGAAGAAUGGAGAAUGGGGAACCAUCUGCGAUGACAAGUGGGACCUGGUAUCUGCCAGUGUGGUCUGCCGAGAGCUGGGCUUUGGGACCGCUAAAGAGGCCAUCACAGGCUCCAGACUAGGGCAAGGGAUUGGGCCCAUCCAUCUCAAUGAAGUCCAGUGCACAGGGACUGAGAAGUCCAUCAUAGACUGCAAAUUCAACACAGAGUCUCAAGGCUGCAACCAUGAAGAAGAUGCCGGGGUGCGAUGCAACAUCCCCAUCAUGGGUUUCCAGAAAAAGGUGCGCCUGAAUGGAGGCCGCAAUCCUUAUGAGGGCCGAGUGGAGGUGCUAACAGAGAGAAAUGGGUCCCUUGUUUGGGGGACUGUAUGCGGCCAGAACUGGGGCAUUGUGGAAGCCAUGGUGGUCUGCCGGCAGCUAGGCCUGGGCUUUGCCAGCAAUGCCUUUCAGGAGACCUGGUACUGGCAUGGAAAUAUCUUCGCCAACAACGUGGUCAUGAGUGGAGUGAAGUGCUCAGGAACGGAGCUGUCCCUAGCACACUGCCGCCAUGACGAGGAGGUGGCCUGCCCCGAGGGCGGGGUGCGGUUUGGUGCUGGAGUCGCCUGCUCGGAAACUGCACCUGACCUGGUGCUUAAUGCUGAGAUUGUCCAGCAGACUGCCUACCUGGAGGACAGGCCCAUGUCCUUGCUGCAGUGUGCCAUGGAGGAGAACUGCCUCUCCGCCUCCGCUGUGCACACCGACCCCACCAGAGGCCACCGGCGCCUUUUACGCUUCUCCUCCCAGAUCCACAACAAUGGCCAGUCUGACUUCCGCCCCAAGAAUGGCCGCCAUGCGUGGAUUUGGCACGACUGCCACAGGCACUACCACAGCAUGGAAGUCUUCACUUACUAUGACCUGCUGAGCCUCAACGGCACCAAGGUGGCUGAGGGCCACAAGGCCAGCUUCUGCCUGGAGGACACUGAGUGUGAGGGAGACAUUCAGAAGAGUUACGAGUGUGCCAACUUUGGAGAACAAGGCAUCACCAUGGGCUGCUGGGACAUGUACCGUCAUGACAUUGACUGCCAGUGGAUAGACAUCACCGAUGUGCCCCCUGGAGACUACCUGUUCCAGCUCAAAGUCUCGAGAACGGUCCAUCUCUCUUCGAGGACUUGAUGUAACAUGCAUCUAUCCUACUGGGCAUCAGACCUCACAGGAGAGGCAUCCAUCUCACAAUGAGUACCUUCGCUUGAUGGUAGCCAAGGCAUAAAGCAUCUGCACGGAGGCCCUGAAGUCUUCCCGGGAGGGACAUUACAAUGAAUUAGCGAGGCAGCAGAUUGGAGACCAUAGUAGCAACCAAACCAGAGACGGUGACUAUAGAACCCCAUCUCUCUAUUCUUCAUUAAGAUGAACCCAGUUCACUUGCAUAACCACUCACCGGACAGACAGAAAGACAGACAGAAAAAUGUGCUGGUACUUUCAAUCCAGACACUUCUAACUACCCUGCCAUGUCGGGACGGAGAGCACCCUGCACUCUGGCCAUGGCUGUGUGGGCAAGUCUGUGCCCCACAAACCAGUACUCACCACUCAAUCUUCUGUUCUUGAUGUCAAAUACCAGCAAACACCAUGAAGAAAGGGAGGUCAGGAGACCCAGAGGCGAUGGCACCUAUUUCCACACAGACAAAUAAGCUCAGAAAUCAGGACAGUACACAGUACAAGAGCCAGAUGAUCUCGGAGUGUAUCCCUCCUCAAAACAUCCCCAGACUCAUCUGUCUGGUGACCCAUGAGGCAGACUCAAAAUCAGGAUGAAGGUGUGCACUGAAAAGUCUAUAGAGUGUUACUGAGCAGCAGCCCUGUGCAUUUUAAUGGUCACCUCCUCUUCCCUUGUGUCUCAGGUGAAGACACCAGCAGGCAGCUGAGGACUCAACUGGAUAAGAGGUCAAAGCCCAAGGCUGCAGCCACAGGGAACCCUACAGUCCUUCAUGAACACAGGGCUGGCUUCACGCCUCUCCCUAGAGCCCAGUUGAACAAUAGAUAACAUGGUGGAGCAACCUGCAUUGAGCUUUAAGACUGUGCUCCCAGGCUAAGGAGGUGGCUCAGGGAAAACUACUGGCCAUGCAAGCUAGGACCUGAGAUUUUUGAUCCCCAGAUCCCACAUAAAGGCAUGCACAGUACUGUGUGUAAUCUCAGUGCUUCUACUGCAAGAGGAGCGGAGACAGAACAAUCUCUGGAAGAUUCUGGGCCAGCUAGCCUGGCCUGGGCAGCGAUGAACAAGAGAAUUUGUCUCAACAAGAGGGGAGGUAAGAGCCAGCAUCCAAAGUUGUCCUUUGACCUCUGAACAUGUGCCAUGACACCAACACCUACAACUAGGAAAGAGGGAAGGAAGGGAAGGAAAGAGGGAGAGGAGGAGGGAGAGGAGGAGGGAGACGGAUAGAAAAAGCUGUGUUCUCUGCAUGGUAUGAUACUACAUACCUAUAAUCUCAGAAGUCUGUGAAGCUGAAACAGGAAGACAGUCAGAGGCUAGCCUAUACUACAACGUACUAAAAUCAUGAAAGCCCAUUUCAAAUAGCACAAGGAGGUUUGGAUACGUAGUCAGGUUCUUUCUAUCCCUAUAGCUCUGUUUCUGUCCCUAGACACAAGUCUGAACAUUUCUAAUCGUUAACCACACUAUACAUUACAAACUAUAUACAAAUUGUCCUUACUCUUGUAUGUCAAGGCUUACAAAAGCCAUUUAACUAAUGCGAUCUCACCUAAGCCUCCCAAUAGGGAAAGCUGAGUCAUAUGUGGUUCCACGAGGAAACCAGCUCAGAGAAAUGGCUUGCCCAACAACUGAAGCUGCUUAAUGGCAAGACCAAGAAUUGAACACUAAAGGCUGUCUCUUGGUUUGAUGGCUUCAACACUGUCAUACGCAGGGCAGGCACACACCUCUUCUGAGGCCCCACCCACAGCUACAUCUCAGAAGUACCCGUCCUGGCUGUCCCAGGAAAUAAAAACCCAUCAACACAGAGGUAACAGGAUCGGGUCUUCUUCCAGCUGCAGUAUGCGCCACCUACUGUGUGGAUAGCCACGCAAAGUUCUGGAACUUUCUAAGGCUUUGCCCAGCCACCUCUGAUGGACCCAAGAGCUCAUAAGACAUGGGAAGUGCCAUCGGGACAGUGGCUAAACUUGACCAGUGGAGGACAGACAUUUCCUAAACCUAUUAUGCAACUGUUGCCUCACUCAAGCAGUCUGGGAUUUCUCCCAAUUUCAACACGUUUUGUUUUCUCUCAAAGAAGACACCGGUUUAAGGCUGUGGCCCCUUAGUGACUAAGCCAACAGCAUCCUGGGCUGUCUGGGAUUACACACAGGGUGGGUGGAUAUUUUCAAAGGGACCUCUGUGAGCCAAUGUGACCUUCUAGAAUGACUAAAGGUCACAGGGUAGGAGCAGUCAGGAUCCACCAUCACCUUCCCUAUUUAACAAUGUCCCCAAAGGAAGCCAGGUGACACUGUUCUAACCUCCAGACCUUCAAGAGAACAUCGGUGUGGCCACUCAAAAUCCAACAACUCCACCUCGUCCUUCUUGCCCAAGUGAAAGUAUUGACUUUCAAGGCUUCUGUGCCUUGGGUGAGGGUGGAAAGCCAAAGUGCUUGGAAAAUAUUAAAUGGAAAAUGCCAGAAAUAA
Mus musculus (house mouse) is the source of this 5388-nucleotide messenger RNA. Its product is annotated as predicted gene, 21451. Lineage: Eukaryota; Metazoa; Chordata; Mammalia; Rodentia; Muridae. The coding region runs from base 703 to 2904 and encodes 733 amino acids. The record is from RefSeq and is a predicted model, not a curated record. The transcript has 13 exons.